This is a messenger RNA of Patiria miniata (bat star), 1477 nucleotides long. Its product is annotated as transcription initiation factor TFIID subunit 11-like. Gene Ontology annotation, biological process: transcription initiation at RNA polymerase II promoter; RNA polymerase II preinitiation complex assembly. The transcript is spliced from 6 exons. The record is from RefSeq and is a predicted model, not a curated record. Gene Ontology annotation, cellular component: nucleus; transcription factor TFIID complex. NCBI's taxonomy places the organism in Eukaryota, Metazoa, Echinodermata, Asteroidea, Valvatida, Asterinidae. The coding region runs from base 228 to 1046 and encodes 272 amino acids. Gene Ontology annotation, molecular function: protein heterodimerization activity; transcription coactivator activity.
GACCUGUUAAAAUCUACCGCUCCGCCGCGCAGGCCAGUUACCAGAUUCGUUACGGAUCAUUUUGUCCUCAGAAAUCUCCCCAAAUAUCUCAGCAACCCUGAUUUUUUUAAUUUUAAGGAGAAGAAGGUCCAAUUAAUGGCAUGACAUAUGAAAUGCAGAUUAUGAGAUGAAACGUAAACCCAUCUUAUAGUCGCAGUGUUGCAACGGAGCAAGGAACCUGAUAAAUUAUGGCUGAUUCCUAUCACGAUCACAUGGAUGACCUGGUCUCGGACCAGCAUGACCGAGGAUUGAAACGGCCCCUGGAUACGACAAGCACCAGCGCCAGUGAUGAGUCUGCAGAUGAGUUCAGUAGCCCAACGUCGCAAAAGCGAAUGAAGUUUGAUGAUUUGGGAAGCCCACCAGAGCCCCAUGGUCUGCUGUCCGCCCUCGGGGACUUCAGCAGCGCAGGCCGAAACAAAGACAUGAACCGUCAGGCUGGAAGCCUAGAGUCUGUGACAGAUGACACCGCCAAACAACCGGCUUCCACCGAACAGCCCCAUCAGGAGCAAGCUGUAGAAACAGAGGCUAAAUCAGAGGGGCAGCCUUCGGAUCUUGGAGGGUCCAAGGAAGGGGACGCAGAGGGGGACAGAGAGGGGGAGAAGCCCGCCGGGCCGAGGCUGGAGCGUUCCCUGAGCGCUGCCGAGGAACACAAACUGAAGGAACAGAUAGAGGAAGAAAUGCGGCAGAAAAAACAGAUCCUGGUGGAUUCUCUAUCUGAAGCACAGCUGAACCGAUACGAAAUGUACAGGAGGGCAUCAUUUCCAAAGGCAGCAGUCAAAAGGUACAUGCAGUCUAUCACAGGGUGCAGUGCCUCACACAACGUUGUCAUAGCAAUGUCUGGAAUUGCUAAGGUGUAUGUUGGAGAAAUAGUUGAAGCGGCCUUAGACGUCCUUGAGCAGUGGGGGGACACAGGACCACUGCAACCAAAGCACAUCAGGGAAGCGAUGAGAAGACUGAAAUCCCAAGACAAAGUACCAUCCGAGAAACGACAACCGCUGUUUAGGUAGCAGUGGCUAGCCCUAGCCAAGGCUUGUGUGGCUCGUCAGACAUUGUAGUAGUCUUGGUCCAAGUUGGAUUUAAGUGUUAUUCCCAUGACAAGCUGUGGCGGUAGAGGUCCGAAUGAACAAGAUUCGUCAAAUCCAGUAUGGGGAAUCUUGGCAGCGCUACCCAGAAAUUCCAAGCAUACCUCAUGCAUAUGCAGUAGCUCGAGUACAGCGCAUGAGGUAUGCUUGGAAUAUCUGGGUAGCGCUGCCAAAGUUUCCAAGGCGAGAACUAAUUCAUCUUGUUGAAAGCGUCAUCUACCACUGUGGCGGCUUUAAUGUACUUGUCAGGGCUAGUAUUCACCCUUAACUCCCUAGCAUGAUAUACUAGGCACCACACCCAUUCUGGCAAAUUCCAACACCAUAUGGGAAACUGCACACACAUAUACCAGUAUUUC